CAAAGCACCCUCUACAUCCAAGAAUGUGGCGCAAAAGGUCGUGGCGUGAUCACUCGGACCUUGAUCCCUGCACGGACAGUCAUUGAUAUUUCUCCUGUUUUAUUGUUCCCUUCAGAAGAAUAUUCUCAACAUGGUCAAUACACUCAAUUGGAUCAUUAUACAUAUCGAUGGAAGAAGGGCAGCAUGGCUCUUGCAUUGGGCCUUGGAAGUAUGUUCAACCAUUCCAAUAUGCCAAAUGUAGGAUUUCAGCGAGAUUUCAAUAACAAAUUGAUCCGAUACACUACUCUCCGAGAGAUCCAACCUAAUGAAGAACUUUGUAUUUCUUAUGGACCUAACCUUUGGUUC
Lobosporangium transversale is the source of this 345-nucleotide messenger RNA. RefSeq lists its product as hypothetical. Gene Ontology annotation, molecular function: protein binding; histone H3K37 methyltransferase activity. The annotation marks the transcript as partial. The transcript has a single exon. The record is from RefSeq and is a predicted model, not a curated record. NCBI's taxonomy places the organism in Eukaryota, Fungi, Mortierellomycota, Mortierellomycetes, Mortierellales, Mortierellaceae.